This is a messenger RNA of Orbicella faveolata, 1186 nucleotides long. RefSeq lists its product as uncharacterized. The record is from RefSeq and is a predicted model, not a curated record. Lineage: Eukaryota; Metazoa; Cnidaria; Anthozoa; Scleractinia; Merulinidae.
AUGACAAAGCAUUACAGGGUCACGUUUUCAAAGCUCUUCAGCUGGAAAAAGAAGAGUUGUGUCGCAUCAACUGUUACUUGGAGGAAACGUGUCAAUCACCUUGGCCGCUGGGAAUGUGAACUCAGCGACACCGACGACAAACAACACCCAGAGAGUCUGGUUACCUCACUAGGAAAGAUCUAUCGUGCAACCCAGAAUCCUUGCAGUAGUUCUCCCUGCGUAUCUAAUGCAACUUGCCAACCGACGUUUUUAAAAGAUGAAAGCUUCGUGUGCAAAUGCCCUUCUGGAUUUGAGGGACACAGCUGCCAUAAAGCCAAGAAAGGAUUUGGACUCGACAAUCCAGCCUCGACAUGCGUUGAGGUCGUAAACGAAACCUCAACUGCUCCAAGUGGAGGCUACUUUCUUACUACUGAGGAGGGAGGGGUGCAACAGACCUACUGUCACAUGGAUAUUAUUGCAGGGUGUGGCGAGGGACCCUGGACUCUAAUAAUGAAGAUAAGUGGAAACCAGUUCAAAGAUAUUGAGCUCUGUCAGAGUUACCCGUGGCUUGUCCGUUUUCCAUUUGUACGGUAUGUGAAAGACUUGGCGGCUUUUACUUUGCAGACGACGUUCCACUAUAACUCUCAUUACUGGCUUGACAAGCAGGUCUACAACCCGGAUGGUGGACUCACUGGAUUUGACGAAAUCGAAACAAAACUGCCAAGCUACUGGAGCACUCCAUUCAAUCAAAUGUGCCUUGGAAUGAAGUCACAGGGCACUACGAACUGGAUCAGGGUUGAAUCUUACAAUACCGCGUCACUGUAUCCCCUGUUAGCUGACGGCAACCACAGACCAACCAAUACCGGACGCAACACUUGGAAAUCACUGCUUGCCGGAUCCUCACUUCAAAGCAACUGCAACAUGGAAGGGUUCAAUUUGAAUCCUUCUACGUAUCUCUCAAGAUGGACAGCAAAAGCACGCAUAGGAAUUCUCGGCAACAACGAAAAUGAUUGCACUUCCUGCGAUUCAAGACUUGGCUUUGGAACCGGGGGAAGUUAUGUAGGAAUGGAUGACACCAAUAGCUGCGGGAAUGAGGCACUUGUGCUCGCAGACAAUGGCAACCAACACAUCAAGGCCCACUGUUACAUCUUAGUGCGGUGAACACGUAUCAAAUUGGACUGAAUUGGAAACACGCAUUCCGACUGAC